AUGCCCGAGCCAGCCAAGUCCGCCCCAGCGCCCAAGAAGGGCUCCAAGAAAGCCGUCACCAAGGUUCAGAAGAAGGACGGCAAGAAGCGGAGGAAGAGCAGGAAGGAGAGCUAUGCCAUCUACGUCUACAAGGUGCUGAAGCAGGUCCACCCCGACACCGGCAUCUCCUCCAAGGCCAUGGGCAUCAUGAACUCCUUCGUCAACGACAUCUUCGAGCGCAUCGCAGGGGAAGCCUCCCGCCUGGCUCACUACAACAAGCGCUCCACCAUCACCUCCCGGGAGAUCCAGACCGCCGUGCGCCUGCUGCUGCCCGGAGAGCUGGCCAAGCACGCCGUCUCCGAGGGCACCAAGGCCGUCACCAAGUACACCAGCGCCAAGUGAGCGCCGCCGCCGCUCUCCGGACCCAAAGGCUCUUCUCAGAGCCCCCACCCUGUCUCCAGCGGAGCUGCUCCCGGGUCUCCCCGUUCUCACAGUGGCUGCGGUUUUCCUCCCUGUCAGCUAGAUGAGAUGCGGUAACGCUAUCGGAAGUUACAAUACAAGCUCCCCUCAUCCUCCUCCAUGCCCGAUCACUACUCCCAUCAUCCUCCUCAGUGUGGCGCUCCCUGGAGAGAGGCUGUGCGGCC
This is a messenger RNA of Bufo bufo (common toad), 623 nucleotides long. RefSeq names its product histone H2B 1.1. The record is from RefSeq and is a predicted model, not a curated record. NCBI's taxonomy places the organism in Eukaryota, Metazoa, Chordata, Amphibia, Anura, Bufonidae. The transcript has a single exon. Gene Ontology annotation, molecular function: structural constituent of chromatin; protein heterodimerization activity; DNA binding. Gene Ontology annotation, cellular component: nucleosome. The coding region runs from base 1 to 381 and encodes 126 amino acids.